Tremella mesenterica DSM 1558 is the source of this 447-nucleotide messenger RNA. RefSeq lists its product as uncharacterized. The transcript is spliced from 2 exons. Lineage: Eukaryota; Fungi; Basidiomycota; Tremellomycetes; Tremellales; Tremellaceae. Bases 1 to 447 code for a protein of 148 amino acids. The record is from RefSeq and is a predicted model, not a curated record.
AUGGAAAUUUUUGGCUCUUUACUUGCACCCAACUACUCUCCUACUUUCAAGAUAUGUGUCAUCUCUGUGACACCCCAAGAUGGCACAUAUGAUAUCAGAAAUUGGUAUGGAGGCUUAGGGGAGGAUGCCUCAGCAAGGAAAAACGAGUUUACAAUUGCCUUCCACUCCUCCCUAAACACCCAUGUGGAACAGAACCAGACCCUGUCGUGGAUAUGUGAGGGAAUUGUAAGAGCUGCAAAAGAGGCACAAAGCAAAUCGGCAAACAAUUCCGAGCUGUACAUCUUUUCACCACUUGGCAGCCAUUGGGCAGCGAAUCACUCAAGAAGGACAGCCUCGAUGGAUCUGGCCUUAAUUGAUGGGCAUACAGUGCAGAUCACAGAAGGGGCUACUUGUUACGGGGUAACAACAAAUCGAGAGAACUCUAUCGAGUUCGACGGAUUAGGAUAG